AUGGCAGACGCAGUGAAGCCCCCGAAGCCGCGGCAGUCGCCCGUGAAGAAUGGCUAUUUGAUCUUCUACAACUUCGUCUCCGCGAUCGCCUGGUCCGUCGUCCUCGGCCGCACCGUUGCCCUCUACGCCCUCCGCGGCCCCGGAUUCGUCCACCUCGGUGUCGGCGAGUGGACGAGAUGGACGCAGACUCUGGCCGCCAUGGAGGUCCUGCACGCGCUUGUCGGUGUCGUUCGCGCCCCCGUCUUCACGACCCUCAUGCAGGUCCUUAGCCGCUUCGUCCUCGUCUGGGGCGUCGUCUACCCGUUCCCCUUCCUCGCCCGCAGCACCUGGUACUCCUCGAUGCUCCUCGCCUGGAGCGUCACCGAGGUCAUCCGCUACUCCUACUUCGCCCUCAACCUCAGCGGCUUCCAGCCCAGGCCCCUCGUCUGGCUGCGAUACAACACCUUCUUCGUGCUCUACCCCAUCGGCAUCACGAGCGAGUGCGCCCUCAUCUACUACUCGGCCGGCCCUGCCAAGGAGCUGGGAGAGAUCUUCCCGUACAUCGCCUACGGCAUCCUCGCCGCCUACGUUCCCGGCUCGUACAUUCUGUACACUUACAUGAUGAAGCAGAGAAGGAAGGUCAUGCGCAACAUGAAGGCCGAGCAGGCGGGCAUUUCGAAGACUCAGUAA
This is a messenger RNA of Colletotrichum karsti, 669 nucleotides long. Its product is annotated as protein tyrosine phosphatase-like protein. Gene Ontology annotation, molecular function: 3-hydroxyacyl-CoA dehydratase activity. The transcript is spliced from 3 exons. Lineage: Eukaryota; Fungi; Ascomycota; Sordariomycetes; Glomerellales; Glomerellaceae. Gene Ontology annotation, biological process: sphingolipid biosynthetic process; very long-chain fatty acid biosynthetic process; fatty acid elongation. Gene Ontology annotation, cellular component: endoplasmic reticulum membrane. Bases 1 to 669 code for a protein of 222 amino acids. The record is from RefSeq and is a predicted model, not a curated record.